Molecule: messenger RNA, 3938 nt
Organism: Anguilla rostrata (American eel)
Lineage: Eukaryota; Metazoa; Chordata; Actinopteri; Anguilliformes; Anguillidae
Product: zinc-binding protein A33-like
Exons: 7
Coding region: 794-2215 (473 amino acids)
Biological process (GO): protein ubiquitination
Cellular component (GO): cytoplasm
Molecular function (GO): protein binding; zinc ion binding; ubiquitin protein ligase activity
Source: RefSeq, a predicted model, not a curated record
UUGGUAACUUGUAAGGAUCACUGUCGAGUCCAACUGCCUUUAAUUUAAGCAGAUAAUCGUUUGUUUUACUCCCGGUUUUGCAGUUUCCUAUAGUAAAGGCAGCCAUGUGGCAGCAUGUUUUGCCACUCAGUCCCGACUGAGGGGGCGUAUUCCGGUGGCAAAGUGACAUCAAUGCAUACCCUUUAUAUUCCUGCCUCUCGUCCAAUGCAUGCUGGGAUAGGCUCCAGCACCUCCUGUGACCCCAAGCAGGAAUAAGUGGGUUAGUUAAUGGAAGGAUGGAUUGAUUUUUUUUUAAAACCUUUUUAUAUAAAUAUCUAAAAGACUCCACUAUUUGCAUUAGCUGUGUAUAUCGGAACACAUUUUUAAAUAAGACCUUAAACUGAACUGAAUGCAGCAGAAUUUUCUUACAUUAUAAAGAACCCGAAGAACAGCGCUGGUGUAGAGCUGCUGGCAGAUCAGCCAAUCAAACCUCAGUGGUACAAUGCUGUCCCCCUGCAGGAAGUGCUGUCUCUGAUUAUCAGGCGUGUCUAACAGGAAGAGGGAAGUACAGUUUCUCACACACAGGCAGUUACACUGGGGAUCUAAUGAUAUGAUUUCAAUGUAUAUUUCUCUGAAAUGAAGACAUUUCUGAAGAUAUUACCUAAGGAAUAAAAACAAGCUGGAAAGAACAGAGAUUUGGGACUAAAUUAAAUUCUGUCUAAUCUGCAGAUUUUGAAUUCACAGGUAGUAAAAGUGAAACUAAACUACAGAUUCAGCAGAAGCCAUUACUGAGCUCAGAACAGAGAAAGACAGAAUGGCGUCUGGAUUUUCUCUCCUGGAAGAGGAGCUGUCCUGUCCUGUGUGCUCUGAAAUCUUCAGGGAUCCUGUUCUCCUGAGUUGCAGUCACAGCUUCUGUAAGGCCUGUCUGCAGCAGUACUGGGAACAGAAGGGAUCUCGGGAGUGCCCAGUUUGCAGAAGAUCUUCUAAGGAUAAACCUCCCUGUAACCUGUCUCUGAGGAAUACCUGUGAGGCGUUCUUAAAGGAGAUAAAUCAGAGAGCUAAAGCAGGAUCUGAAGUGCUCUGCAGUCUGCACAGUGAGAAACUCAAACUCUUCUGUUUGAAGGAUCAAAUACCCAUCUGUGUCAUCUGCCAAUCUUCAAGAAAACAUGCAAACCAUGAAAUGCUACCAGUUCAGGAGGCUGCACAAGAGUAUAAGGAGAAACUCAGGACUGCACUGGCUCCACUGCAGGAGAAGCUAAAAGCCUUUAAUGCAGUGAAACUAAUCUGUGAUCAAACAGCAGAGCACAUCAAGAACCAGGCCCAGCGCACAGAGAGACAGAUAAAGAUGGAGUUUGAGAAACUUCAGCAGUUCCUAAAAGAUGAAGAGACAGCCAGAGUCACUACACUGAGGAAGGAAGAGAAGCAGAAGAGUCAGAUGAUGAAGGAGAAGAUUGAGAAGAUGACAGAAGAGAUAUCAUCGCUUUCAGAACAAAUCCGAGCCAUAGAACAGGAGCUGGGAGCUGAAGACGUCUCAUUCCUGCAGAGCUACAAGGACACACAAAACAGAGCCCAGUGCACACUGGCGGAUCCAGAGAAGGUCUCAGGAGCGCUGAUUGAUGUGGCCAAGCACCUGGGCAAUCUGAAGUACAGAGUGUGGAAGAAGAUGCUGGGGACUGUUCAAUACACUCCUGUGACUCUGGACCCAAACACAGCACAUCCCAGCCUCUCACUGUCUGAGGAUCUGACCAGCGUGAGAGAGAGUGGUGAGAGACAGCAGGUUCCUGAUAAUCCAGAGAGAUUUAAUUUGGGGCGGUGUGUGCUGGGCUCUGAGGGAUUCAGCUCAGGGAGACACUCCUGGGAUGUAGAGGUGGGGGAUGGAGAUUACUGGGCGGUGGGUGUGGCUAAAGAGUCCAUCAGAAGGAAAGGGGCUGUGGAUUGGAGCCCAGCAGGAGGAGUGUGGUGUAUAUGGCUGAUCAAUGGGAAAUACAAAGCCUGGGCCUCCCCACCUACAGCCCUCACUGUGCAGGGGAAACCCCAGAGGGUCAGAGUGCAGCUGGACUGGGACAGGGGGGAGGUGUCAUUCUCUGACCCCAGUGACAACACUCCUUUCUACACUUUUAAACACUCCUUCACUGAGAGAGUCCUUCCAUUCUUCUAUCCUGAUUCAUCAAUCUUCUAUCCUGAUUCAUCGUCUCCACUGAAGGUGUCCAGUGUUUCCCCCAGGAUUUCACUGUAGGCAGGGGCGGUGAGCGGGGGCAUGGGUGGGGUAGGGGCUAGUUUGGUGGGGUGGAUGGGUGCUGCUGCGACCGUGUUUGGUUGGGGGGGGCAUCAAUUGCAUUUUAUUCAUUUAUUUAUUCCCUUAGUUUGGCGCCCAUUUCCUAAUGAAACACUGAAAAAAGGAUGCAAAAGACAAUAAAAUAUAUCAGUUUAACAUUGUUAAACUGGCUGAAAUAGAGUUGUUUAAAUCCCGCUCUGUGAAUGGGAUAUUUAGGAGUUCUGUUAUCCAGUGGAGAUGGCUAACUUUAGCUUUGAAUCAGUUAGGCUGCUCUCCAUGGUUUGUAGGGACGGUCCUGAAGCCAGGCCAGCUUCCACACAGACUCCCGGUGUUCUGACUGCUUGGCUGCACCUGUGUCCUUCACAGUGGCUUCUGUGACUGACAAUCAGCAGCUUCACAGACAUCAGAACAGCUCCCACUGUCUCCAUUCUUCCCUCAUCUCGUCUACAUGGAAGAAGGAUGAGAUUUUCACCUCACACUUUUUUGGUGUCAGCUCCUCUUAGUCGCUGAAGAGGACGUUGUCGUGUUACUAGGCUCGUUAUUCCCUUUCCUGGAGUAAAUCUCCACUACAUAAACAAAUCCACUCAUCAGCGCGUGGCCAAGCAGCCAACCAUAGUGAGAUAACCGCAAAUCAGAACACUCUAAUUUCACAGCUCCAGUAAGUUUCUAACCAAGGGGCGUCCAGAAACUCCACAAAUGUACCGAAUCUUUGAGAAUUUAUGUGGACGGAUCAUAAAAUGGUGCACUUAUAUGAACACAUUUACAGUUGAUUUUGAAAUCAUAAUAUCAAAACAUGUCAUGAGUUGCAGUCACAGCUUCUGUAAGGCCUGUCUGCAGCAGUACUGGAUACAGAAGGGAUCUCGGGAGUGCCCAGUUUGCAGGAGAAGAUCUUCAAGGGAACUACCUCCCGUUAACCUGUCUCUGAGGAAUACCUGUGAGGCGUUCUUAAAGGAGAGAAGUCAGAGAGCUAAAGCAGGAUCUGAAGUGCUCUGCAGUCUGCACAGUGAGAAACUCAAACUCUUCUGUUUGGUGGAUCAAAUACCCGUCUGUGUGAUCUGCCAAACUUCAAGAAAACAUGCAAACCAUGAACUGCUACCAGUUCAGGAGGCAGCAGAAGACUAUAAGGUAACUGAUUUAAAAUAUAAUUUAGUCUUUAACUUUUUAAAGAAUUUUAGUCUUUAGUCAUUUAUUUUAUUAAAUUUAUAUUUAGAAAUUAAAUUUCAUUUAAAAAGUCAUGAUGAUUGCAAUUACUCAGAUUUUUAAAAAGGUGGGCUUUGUUUUGCUGUCAACUACUGAGGCCAUACUGAACUUUAAACACAAUUUCAUAAACAUAAUUAAUAUUAAAUCUUAAUAUUUUUUCAUAAUUUUGAAUUUCUAAUGAAUAAUGAAGUGCAUAUCUUAAGAGUUAUGAUCUGAUAAAGGAGCCAUUUUAGUUCUCAGGCCUGACUGCAGUUUGAGAUCCUGACUACGUGUCACAUGACUGACAGAGAGAGACAGGAGGGAGGGGCAGGAGUGUGGAGACAUUCUCAGAGCUGUGCUAGGGAGCAGUGCUCAGCAUGGGACAGUAGGGGUCAAAGUUCAUGCCUCAGAUAUAUGUGCCUGACACAAUGUGGCCUUAGAGGGCAGAUCACUCUUAAUGUGCCAAAUGUAACUCAAAAAAUACAGCACAUUAAACCAGAGACAU